UUCCUCUUCAAAUCCUCCAUGUCUUUCUGUUUCGUGUUGCUCUGUUUUCCAUUCUUGUUAGCAAAAACAAUAACACAUGGCCGAGGAAGAAGAACCCAAGAAGGUCGAUUCUGUCACCCCCUCGGAGCCGCCACUUCCCGCUCCCGAACUGACUGAAGCCCCCAAAGACGUUGCCGAAGAAAAAUCCGUAAUCACACUUCCUCCUACUGAAGAAAUAGAAAAGCCUGCUGAGUCAACAGAAUCCACCGCACUCGAAACAGAGGCGGCGGAACCAACCGAGGAGCAAAGCACGGAGAGUAGUGUGAGUCGAGAUGCUGUGCUUGCUAGAGUUGAGACAGAGAAGCGAAUUUCACUGAUCAAAGCUUGGGAAGAGAGUGAGAAAACCAAAGCUGAGAACAAAGCCUACAAAAAGCUUUCUUCAAUCGAUGCAUGGGAGAAUAGCAAGAAAGCUGCUCUGGAAGCUGAGCUGAAAAGGGUUGAGGAAAAAAUAGAGAAACAGAGAGCCGAAUAUGUCGAGAAAAUGAAAAACAACGUUGCCUUGAUCCACAAGGAGGCAGAAGAGAAGAAGGCAAUCGUUGAAGCCAAGCGUGGCGAAGAACUUCUCAAGGCGGAGGAGACGGCCGCCAAGUACCGUACCAGCGGAACUACUCCGAAGAAGGUCCUCGGUUGUUUUUAAGGGUAAAAAUUCUUCAAAAUCUCUGGUUUAGAAGAUGAAGUCUUUCGUAAUUUCAGGAUGCCAUUUGUUAAUUUCAUAUGUAUUUGGCUUGGUUUAAUGUAGUGAAAGCAACGGCCAUUGUUCAUUAGUCUCUGUGUGUGUAGAUAUAGUGUUAUACCAUUUGGAAGAAAUCACUUAUUGAAUUUGUAAAAA
Hibiscus syriacus is the source of this 868-nucleotide messenger RNA. RefSeq names its product remorin-like. The record is from RefSeq and is a predicted model, not a curated record. Bases 77 to 676 code for a protein of 199 amino acids. NCBI's taxonomy places the organism in Eukaryota, Viridiplantae, Streptophyta, Magnoliopsida, Malvales, Malvaceae. The transcript is spliced from 5 exons.